Xiphias gladius (swordfish) is the source of this 1034-nucleotide messenger RNA. RefSeq names its product clarin-3. NCBI's taxonomy places the organism in Eukaryota, Metazoa, Chordata, Actinopteri, Istiophoriformes, Xiphiidae. The coding region runs from base 107 to 802 and encodes 231 amino acids. The transcript is spliced from 3 exons. The record is from RefSeq and is a predicted model, not a curated record.
CUCUAGAGGGUCAGAGGGUCCUAAUCCGCAUCUGAGGCUUCCACAGAGCUUUAGAGAAGAGACGCUGGGAUUUAGAUUGAACUAGUGCGACUGGAAUACAGCGAUAAUGCCCUCCACUACCAAGACUCUACAUUUCAUGUCCAGCGCGCUGGUUACUGCCGUAUCUCUUGGGUUGCUGGGGUACAGCAUGUCAACACAGUGGGCUAAGACGACCAUGGAGUGCGCAAGAAGAGGAAGUGGCUUCUUCAAUGGAACUGCUACAAUCACUUUUGAGCUUUUCGGUGGGAAUUUGAACAGAGCCUUUUGCCCCUUGUUCGGAGGCACCGAUGAUUUUCAAGUGAUUUCUAAGUUGAUGGAAACUGGAGUUACCCCAGUGGCCCUGUACAUUUUGGUUUUGUGCCUGCUGGCCCUGUGUCUGCUGUUUUCUGCCGGCAGCAUCCUUAUCUCCCUCUACAACAGUGUCAGUAACCCUUACGAGACCUACAUGGGGCCUGUUGGAGUCUACACCUGCAGCUCGCUCAGCGCAUGUCUCUCAGUUGCGGUCCUUAUCAUAUUUGCGGUGAACGUCAACGUGACCAACAUGGCAGAGGAUUUGGUAAAUAACUUCUCCGAGGCUAUUCCGGUAGACCUGAGGAACAAGUCUUCGGAGAUGCAGCUAGGAUACUACCUGGUCAUCCCUUACACGCUGCUCUCUCUCUUUGGCAUCGUCUUGAUAUACAUGUACGACCAUGCGGCCUACAAACAUAGGAGAGAACAGCAGAGGCCUACUGAGGACGCACCCAAGGAGGUCAUGAUGUAUUAAUGGCAAUGGAGCCAGUUUUCAAAACUGCCCAUCAAGACUUUCUGGAGUAGCUUACUGUCAUGAAGGAUUGCAGAGGUUGUAGAUAUGUACAGUAAAAUAUGGAUGUACAUCUCGUUUAAUGUACAGAGAGUAGAAUUAGAUUUGUAGUAUUUAGUACAGACAUAUUAGAGGAAAAGUUUCAGCAAAUGUCACCAUCAUGUUUUUAAUGUCAUCAUAUUAUGAUGACAUUAUU